This is a messenger RNA of Toxorhynchites rutilus septentrionalis, 1504 nucleotides long. RefSeq lists its product as uncharacterized. The record is from RefSeq and is a predicted model, not a curated record. The transcript has a single exon. Lineage: Eukaryota; Metazoa; Arthropoda; Insecta; Diptera; Culicidae. Bases 145 to 1332 code for a protein of 395 amino acids.
UGUUUUGUUGUGGUCACUAAUGAAAUAAAAAUAAACAAAGUCCAGUGAAAAAUUAUUUUGCUAGGCAGAAUCCACGAUCAUUCUGCUGUGCAUAUUGCUUGAAAAUGUGAGAAAGGCAGAUAUAUUCGAUAUAUUAAGUACGUGAUGACACUGCAGCGAGGUUUUCUUCGUGCGAAGAGCCAUGAGCGGGACGAAGAGGACGAUGAUGAAGACGACGAUUCGGAUACAAUAACUGAGCUGUCGUUUUCAAGAUCCCCUACUAGCAGCUUGGGAAGGAGUAGCACCGGCUCGAUUCCAUGGGCAGAGGACGCUGUGAAACAGAAUCAACAGGAAUGGGAACGUAUUGAGCGAAUGUUUUAUGGUGAGGAGGAACUUCCAAAAGACAGUAAGAUACGAGAGGAGUUUGUAGAAUGGAUGACUGCGUUCCCCCAUUUGAGAAUUGUCGGGAAUGGAAUAACAGUUCAGGAGAGCCCAUUAUCAAAAUGUUCUGAUCAAUUUCAUGAAGAAAUAUUUGCCAUUGAUCCACCAUCAGCGAGUCGCAUUCGUUCGUCUAAAAGUGGUAAAGUGGUGAAACAAGUAAAGGAAUGUGAAUUGCAGCUUGUUCCUAACGAUAUCGAAAGGUAUCUUCAUAUCAGUUCUGGUCAUGUAAUGCGAAACAAUCAUAGAAAUGCCAAAGAUUUAUUUAAGAAUAAUGAUUCGCUAGUUUCGUUCGUAGAUACAGUAGAAAAACCUUUAAAGCAAAAAUCUUCAAACAAUCUGGUUAUUCCGACAUCAAAUCAGUCGUUCGGUAUUUUAAUAAGCAACAAUUAUAAUUAUCUGACGGAAUCAAACUUGGCAAACAGCAGAAAUGGUAGCGCACAAUCUGUUACACGCUUCAACAAUAGUAUUAUGCACAAGAAAUUGGCACCACUUGGUCAGCGACCAGAACCGAGGCAAAUUGAGCUGGAAAAGCCGGUAUUAUCCUCGUCGGCUUCAGCAACAAACACCCGUAUACCACCUCUUGGUUCAAACUUCAAAUUUAUCGUCCGAAAUCGCAACGUUAAUACUGUCAGGACAGAAAUCGAUCAGCGACACGUAAAGUUCAACAUGGUUAAAUCUGCUACCUCCUCUCGUUAUCCGCUGUCCCCCACCAAAAACAGUAUCAUACUUCCGUCGUUGUCCUCGCUGGAUGCACGGGAGAGAACUGGAACGAUUACUCGCGGCUCUCGGAAGGAGUCUUUUAAUUCUCAAAUUGUGGGGCGUUCAAUUUCGGCUGCUAUCACACAGAAAAAUUCAUCCAAACUCAACGGGAACGGUCACACCCCCAAAGUGAAUAUUAUUCAUUAUCACUGAAAUUAAAUCUAAGAAGCAAGAGAGAUCAGCCUAGAAUAUCGUAUAAUUUGUUGCGAGCUUUUUACAAAUAUUUUACUAGAUCUAAGAAUUUUAUACGUUUGUAAGUCGCAGAAAAAAUAUCCUAUGUUUGCAAAUAACAUAAUAAAGUUCAAUCGGGUAUGAUAGCGCUUUA